CCAUCUGCACUCACCAUCCACAUUCACCAGGACGCCGUGGAGCUGUUGUGCUGGAGCCCAACAGGAGGGCUCCUGUUCACUGGAGGUCCCCGGUGUGCCAGCGCGCGCGUGUGGCGCCUACAGGAGCAGCAGCGCCUCGGCGACGAGGCUGCAGCAGCGCCUUCCUCCCCUGCAGAGCUGCAGCGCGCCUGGAGCCCUGUACACAACCUGGGCCUCGACGCUGCGCCUGUCACGGCCGCCGCCUGGUCCGGCAUUGUUUGUAAUGAGGGAGGGGCGCUGCGACACAUGCUCGUGCUGGGGCACAAGGACGGGACGGUGUCUGUACACCGCCUGCUGGAGGCCGCCGGCCGCCGCUACUGUGGCAAUGACCAUCGUAAUCUACGAGAUGCCUUCCUUCAUGAAGAGGAUUGUGAAAGCCUGGGGCCAUUCAGGCCUCUCUCCCCACUACGGGCGUCUUCCUCAAACCUGGGGCUCGACGACACCACGAAUUUCAGCCGCGAUGAUCCCAAUUUCAGCCCCUCCAACAACCCCUACCGGGGUUGUUGGCUUGCUCCUACCCCUACCGUUAGAAGCAAGCGAGGUGUGCUGGAGAGCUGGAGAACAGACCGCAGCUGCAGUGAUGACGACAGCCCUCAGGUGCUGCUGCGCUUCAAAGGACAUCAAUCGCCCGUCACCUCCCUCACCAUCAGCAACAAUGGCCUCUUGCUCGCUACAGGUUCAAAUCGCAGCCAGAACGGCCUGGUGAACGUAUGGUCGUUACAUGACGGGUCACUACUUCAAACAACCAUAGGCGGUGGUGGUGGCGUUACAGGUCUUACUUGGGCAGACGGACACGGUCUUGUUAUUUGCCAAAACAACUCACAGAAAGUCCUGCUACUGCGCAUGACUUACACUGAGUAUGAAAGCUUGAGGGUGAUUGCGUGGAGCAGACACCUGCUGCAGACAUGGGGUCUAACUGGGAUGCAGCACGCUCCUGCAUUCAAGAAACUUUGUGCCUUCCUGCCUCACCUCCUGCACCAGCAGUACAGCAUUGAAAAACCUGCCAUUUCUUCAGGAGACCAGCUGGUGCACAGCGUGUUCCUACAACAGCUGGUGUCGCUGGCGCUGCUGCUACAGCUGGACCAUCUCGUCUGCUACGCCGUCACUCCCAUACACAGCUCCUCGCAACAGCUUUUGUCGGAAUGGGCGUGGCUGGAGACGGUGUGCGCAUGCGUACGUCAGGCACAUGCUCUCAGUGAGCGCAGGGCUGUGGCCUCUUGUUCUCAGCCCAGAGAGUGUGAGUCUCCAAGCGACGUGAACUGGAGUCUGGAGCAAGACGAAGCCCUCAUGAGCUGGUGGACAGCAGCUCCAUCUGACUUCCAAGUGGGCAGCGAAGGAGGCAGCGUCUUCAUGUGGGGAGGAGGCCGUUAUGGUCAACUGGCCGAGGCAGGCCGACACAGCCCCGUGCCCGUGUUGGUGGAGAGUCUGAGCUGCAGUGCUAGCGCUGUAGUGUGUGGUCAGAACUGCACCUACGUGGUGACGACCGGUGGACUCGUGAUGGCGUGUGGUGAAGGUGGUUAUGGUCGACUCAGUCACGGUAAUAACGUCUACUCACCGUCACUCGUCACUGCUCUGCAAGGUUACGUGAUCAGGAGCGUGGUGAGCUCGUGCGGGUCAGACGGCCACAGCCUCGCCCUGGCCGAGAGCGGCGAGGUGUUCAGUUGGGGCGAUGGCGACUUUGGUAAACUUGGCCACGGAAACAGCGACCGACAACGCAAACCCAAACAAAUCGAGGCUUUAGCUGGACUUGAAGUUGUUCAGCUGGCAUGUGGCUUCAAGCACUCAGCGGUUGUCACUGCCGAUGGAGCUUUGUACACAUUCGGGGACGGUGACUACGGAUGCCUCGGCCACGGUAACACUGCCAACAAGAAGCUGCCCGAGCGCGUCCUUGCAUUAGAAGGGUGGAAAGUGGGUGGUGUGUCGUGUGGCCUCAUGCACACGGUAUGCUGGUCGGUGGACGGCAUGGUCGUCUGGAGUUUCGGUGACGGAGAUUGCGGCAAACUUGGUCUUGGUGGCUCAAACAGCAGGAAAACUCCUCAUCGAGUAGAGACGAUGUGCGGGAUGGGCAUAGCGUUAGCUUGCGCAGGCUAUCAGUUCACGGUGUUCCUUGCAAAGGACGGGCGAGUAUUUUCCUGUGGCUUGGACCGCUUGAGCGGCCAAAGUGAGCAACGGAACAGGUCCCAGCACAAGCCGCAGCAGCUUAUGGCGCUCGUGGGUCACACGAUUGUGAGCAUUGCCGUGGGAGCAGAACACACUCUUGCCCUGAGUGAUGUAGGCGAUGUUUGGGGAUGGGGUAACAACACUGAUGGACAGCUGGGUCUUGGCCACACGAUCUCAGUACGGGAACCUCAACUUAUCUGGUCGCUGUCAGGUAAAGGGGUGAGGCAAAUCAGUGCAGGCAGGAGUCACAGCUCGGCAUGGACAACUCCACCACAAGCACGGGGCAAAAGCUCUGGAUUAAAUAUCGAAGCUCCAGGCUCUGUACCAUCACAGUACCCUAGUCUCUCAGGGUUUUCUCCUUCUCAGCUGAGCUCUCGUCUUGCUUUACUACAGCACUACAACGAUCUUGUGAGUUCUUCGUGGCGUUUCCUUGGACUAGGUGCCGAUGCAAGCUUAGUCAGCGGUUUGGGAAGAGAUGUAUCAAAUGGAAGCAUGAGAGCUUUGCUCACACCCAGAGUGUACACGCUUCCGCUUGUUAGGUGCCUCUCGCGUACCAUGCAAACCGGCCGUAUCUACGGACCUCAAGUAACAGUGAAACGCUUCAGCAGCCGAGGUCAAACCGUCAAACCCAUUUUCAUCCAACUGGCUAAGCAGGUCGUCAAAUUGAAACGACAAGAUCUCCGGCUGCCAGCGCGCGCGUGGAAAGUUAAACUUGUCGGUGAAGGGGCCGAUGACGCUGGCGGAGUUUUUGAUGAAACGAUGACUGAAAUGUGUCACGAACUUGUGUCAGGAGCAGUGCCACUUCUCAUCUCGACUCCAAAUGCCGUGUCAGAAACUGGAAAUAACAGAGACAAGUUCCUCUUGAAUCCAUCUCUCAAUCAGCCUCACCAUCUUGUUUGGUUCAAGUUCCUCGGCAUUCUUUUUGGUAUUGCCAUUCGCACCAAAAAACCGCUCGCCAUUCCUCUCGCUCCUCUAAUGUGGAAGCUAAUUGCUGACAUCAGUCCCACUGCUGCAGACUUGGAAGAUAUCGACGAAGAGUACAUGCAAUCUCUUCAAGGUCUGUGCGACAUUCACCUUGCUGGCGUUACUGAGGAGACGUUCUAUGACUUCAUUCCCUUGGAAAGAUUCGAGUGUCUAAGCCUGACUGGUCGCCGAGUGCCGGUGGUCGCCGGAGGACGUGUGAUCCCGUUGACGUUCGCUAACAGACAUGAAUACGUGGCUCGUACUAUCCACUACAGACUACAUGAGAUGGACGAACAGGUCCAGUGCAUCAGGAGAGGCAUGUCAUGGAUCGUGCCUGUGCCUCUUCUCUCUUUGAUGCCCGCCGCACAUCUCGAGCAGUUGGUUUGUGGACGACCGGACAUUGAUGUUAGCGCGCUCAAGAAAGUCGUCCGCUACCGAGAAGUAUCAGAAAGCGACGUGUUAGUAUCGUGGCUGUGGUGCAUUUUGGAGUCUUUCAGUGCAGAAGAACGUGUCUUGUUUGUUCGCUUCGUGUCUGGACGCUCACGUUUGCCUGCAAAUUUAUCCGACUUGUCACAUCGGUUCCAAGUGAUGCGCGUUGACCGACCUGCGGACAGUUUGCCCACCGCUCAAACAUGCUUCUUUCAGCUCCGCCUGCCGCCCUACUCCAGCAAGGACAUCAUGAGAGAGCGACUUCUCUACGCCAUCACAAACUGCCGCACCAUUGACAUGGACAACUACAUGCUCGCUCGUAACCAAGAUGCAAUGCACCCUAGCGACGACGAUGAAGAAGAAACUUGAGAUGUGCAUGAAAUCCUUGAACGCUCAUCGUAGUAAAUAGCACAUCUGUUCAUUUAGAAACCAAAGAAAAAGUUCCCAUGGCCGAACUAAAUCAUUUAUUCAUGCGUAUAUCCGGUUGUUUGCAAUAUAAUUCUUUAGUUGUGUUGGAGCAUCUUCUAAUUCGUUCUGGUUACUCUAUAGGCUUAACGGGGCUUGCAAUAAAAUGCCCGUCACUUUGAAUUUAAAUCUCCAAAUUAUUUGAUAAUAACAAGGGUGGAUUGUCGAGAAGUUAUUUCCUGUCAUGUUCUUGUCUUGUACUUGUCAACCACUGACUUGAUCUCGUUUAGGUUGUGAAUGUAUUGAAUUAUCACUGUUUAUACUAUAUAUUAUCAUGUUUUUGGUCAAUAUUCUCCAAAUUUAUCUAUGAAGCACCUGUCGCAAUUGUUUUCACGUUUCGCCGAAUCUUUAAAUUUGAUUAUCUUUUCGUAUUUCAUAGGUGGUAAGUCCUUAUGGAUGCUAAGUGAGGUAAACACAGUUAGCAUCAAGUGAGUUAUUUCUACGGAGUUGAAAUAAAUGACCCGUAACUUUUUGAUAUUAAAGGAGUUUGUUGUUUACACGUAGUCUUAAAAGUAUAAUGUUAUUCAAAGGCAUGUAACAGUUUCCAUGCAUCUUCUUUAUCCAGUGCACUUUCGCUGGACACCCUUCAGUAUAAAGAGCGUUUAUUAAGCUAUGAUACUGAACUUUUCUCAAAGAAGCCGUUAACUUCCAACUUCCAUGAACUGUAGUAUGCGGGCUUGCAAAUUGACUUUUUUUACCUUUUGUGAAAAAAGUACUAUGGUUUGUCGUUAAAAAUUUCACUGUUUCAGGUACGCCGCAAAUUCGUUUUACAAGCUUCAUGUGAUCACUUUGUUUCAUUUCCUAUAUACUAUGUUUUGUUUGAUAGUACAUUGUUAAAUUGUACUGUAAUGUCGCAUCAACUGAUUCUCUAAUGAAUGCGAAACUGUACAAAUAAUGGAGAAACAUCAAAAAUUGCCGAGGUUCUUUAUUUCCCCGUUAAUUACGGGAUACUUUACAUAAUGAGUCACGAAUUUAAUUCGAAUAAAGGAAUGUAGCCUUAAUAAAGGAGUUAAAAUUAA
Hyalella azteca is the source of this 5075-nucleotide messenger RNA. Its product is annotated as probable E3 ubiquitin-protein ligase HERC1. Bases 286 to 3960 code for a protein of 1224 amino acids. NCBI's taxonomy places the organism in Eukaryota, Metazoa, Arthropoda, Malacostraca, Amphipoda, Hyalellidae. The transcript has 13 exons. The record is from RefSeq and is a predicted model, not a curated record. Gene Ontology annotation, molecular function: protein binding; ubiquitin-protein transferase activity.